Molecule: messenger RNA, 1984 nt
Organism: Apus apus (common swift)
Lineage: Eukaryota; Metazoa; Chordata; Aves; Apodiformes; Apodidae
Gene: SRRM4
Product: serine/arginine repetitive matrix 4
Exons: 13
Coding region: 5-1825 (606 amino acids)
Biological process (GO): regulation of RNA splicing; mRNA processing; neuron maturation
Cellular component (GO): nucleus
Molecular function (GO): mRNA binding
Source: RefSeq, a predicted model, not a curated record
GGCCAUGGCCAGCGUCCAGCAGGGCGAGAAGCAGCUCUUCGAGAAGUUCUGGCGAGGUACAUUCAAAGCCGUGGCCACGCCGCGACCCGAGAGCAUCAUCGUGGCCAGCAUCACAGCCCGCAAGCCACUGCCCAGUGGGACACUCAGCUGCCUGCCAUACCCUGCAGAGGACAGACAUCCUGAAAAGCCGAGCGGCCGAGCGCUCAAGGAGGCUUCCACCGCCAACGGCUGUGCCAAGGGGAAGGAGAGAAGAGACCAUGCUCACCACAGCCCCUCGUGUGACGAGGCGCCCGCACCCCCGCCGGCCCGGGGGAAGAAGAAGAAGAAGAAGAAAUCGGGCCGCAAGAAGAGAAGGAGGUCUCCCUCCUACAGCCCCUCGCCCGUGAAGAAGAAGAAGAAGAAAAGCUCAAAGAAGCGAAAAAGAAACAGGUUAUCUUCAAAGAAGAGAAGACACAGUUCUUCCAGCCCCAAAAGUAAGAGAAAGGAAGAAAGAAAACACAAAAAACACUCCCGUGGGCGCACGCGGAAGUCUCGCCGCCACCGCCGCUCCGAGAGCUCCGACUCGCGCUCCCCCAGCUGCCGAAGCAGGCACAGAGCCCGGUCUCGGGAGGAAGGGCGUAAAACACGGCAGAGACACUCCAGGCACCGCUCAAAGAUCACAGCAAAGAGAAGCUCCUCUGCAGAGGACCAGGCCAGCCAAAAAGCCAGCCAAACCCUCCCAUUCUACAGCUUCCUGUCUCCCAAGGAAGUGAUCUCUCAGUCAGGGUCUUCUGCUGACCUCUUAACCAAAACAGACAGCUCGCCUGGCAACCUACCCAGGCAGAAUGGAGAGUAUCAUGAAUAUGACUCAGGAAACGAUACUUCCUCCCCUCCCUCCACUCAAACCAGCUCAUCCAGGUCAAAGGACAGCCAGGAGAAAAGAAGUCUAGUCCAUGAUGGCUUUGGCCAUGCCUUCUCAUCUGGGAAGCCCAAACUGGCCAACAGUGAUAACAGCUCUGAUUCAGGAAAUUCCUUCACCAGUUGCUUUUCCCAGACCAAGGGAACAGCUUUGGAAAACCUGUCUCCAGAUGCCCAAGGACAAGACCGAAGAGGGUGCCUGUCCUUGUGUCUCAGCUGUCCAGAGGAGAAGAAGGGAAACGCCCUCCCGUCCCCAGCCCACAGCUCCCCUCUGCGGCCGUGCUCCCGCAGCGGGUCCUACACCAGCACCGGCAGAUCCUCCCCCGGCUCCAGCCGUUCCAGCCACUCCAGCUCCUCACACCACAAGGACUCUCCCAAGUACUCCCGAAGCAGGUCCUGCUCUUCAGAGAAAAGGUCUUCUUCACGUUCCCCCAGCUAUUCCUCCAAAUCCUGCAAAAAAAGUCCUGGGAGCAGGAGUUCAAGGCCUCGUCGGAGCCCCAGUUACUCCCGCUACAGCCCUAGCAGAGAACACGAGCGAGAGCACAAGUACGGCUCCAGUGAGAAGGAGUCCCACAGGGAGCGCGACCGCCGGCGGCGCCGCUCCUAUUCCCCGCUGAGGAAGCGCAGGAGAGACUCUCCCAGCCACCUGGAAGCUCGGCGCAUCACAAGCGCCCGCAAGCGCCCCAUCCCCUACUACCGUCCCAGUCCCUCCUCCUCCAGCAGCGCCAGCAGCUUUUCCUCCUGGUACAGCAGCUUCAGCCGCUCCCGGAGCCGGAGCUACUCCAGCUACCGGACAAGCCGGAGCCGAAGCUGGAGCAGCAGCAGCGCUGGGAGCAGGAGCCGCAGCCGGAGCUCGGGCCCCAGGAGCAGCCGCAGCAGGAGCAGGAGCUAUGACUCAGGAGGCAGCUCCGACAGCCUGGGUCGCUAGGGAGUGCCGCCUGCUCCUCCAAAUUCCUGGCAUUCUCCGCAUCCUUCCCACCUGCCUGGCCAUCGAUAGCAAUCAUCCUCCUCGAUACCGACGUGGUGGCAGUGCCAGGUCCCCCUUCCCUGCCUCGUGCGCCCAGCGCGGCCCCUUUGCGACCUGUGG